Haliotis rubra (blacklip abalone) is the source of this 1170-nucleotide messenger RNA. RefSeq lists its product as uncharacterized. The coding region runs from base 250 to 1170 and encodes 306 amino acids. NCBI's taxonomy places the organism in Eukaryota, Metazoa, Mollusca, Gastropoda, Lepetellida, Haliotidae. The record is from RefSeq and is a predicted model, not a curated record. The transcript has 3 exons.
UGUAAACCUAAACUCGUCUCCACCCUGGCUGUGAUUCAACAGGAUUUGGCGGGAACCAGCACGUGACUUCAACACCUACACAUCACAGAGGCGACAGUGUUCGCGCCAGUAUGAAGAAUUAAGCCAGAUGAUGCCGACUGUGACCACUAUGCCUUCAAUAUGGCUAACCCUUCUUAUCGGAUUAAUACUUAUUGUGAUUAUAGCACUGUUGGAACCUACUGAUCUGUGAGACGCCAAAUAUCAUCAGUCAUGGACGAUACAAACUCUUUCUAUAACGAUGAACUCGCUGCGGCUACCGACUUGGUUUGGUCCAACAUGUCGAGCCUGUUCAGACGGGUGUCCAACUUGGUGUGGGGGUCCCGUCGCUCGGCUCCCAGAGAAAAAGACAAAAAGAGCCCCAAAUCUGGGAGGAAAAAGAAAGGAAGGAAAGACAGAGAGGAUGAGACGAAACAUGCCGAGGUUAGUUCCGUGAAACAAACUAUAAAUAACAGAGCGACGGAUCAAGCUGUGCUACUCAGCCGUGACCGUCACGCGCACUCAGAAGACAUGGCGGACGCCUCAGUAGCAGACGACACGAUCCAUACCAACAAGUCCAGCGUUGAAUCUCACGUGCGAGAGGAGGAAACACUGAAAGGUAGUGAUAUGGCUAAGUUAAACAGUUCGCCGUCUUGUGGAGACGACAAUGUGACUUUGCUUGCAUCACAAGCUUCAGGCGACAGCAAACGUGAGGGCGCGGAUACUAAAUUUGCACAGACAGGCUCGAAAGAAAGUGAAUUGACCGACUCUGGCGACUCCCAAACCUCAAGCUUGAGUCACUUGGAGACCAUAUCGGAGAAAGAAGCGAGUUUGUUACUGAACGAAAUGUACAGUGAGAGCUCUGUUGAUUCGGAACAUGGAACAGGAUCUGAAAAAGAAAAUCAAAAGCCUAAAAAGGGAAUUAAACACAUACUUCGUCGAAAAAUAAGCGCGACGUUGAUGAAUAUUGAUUUGGAGCAGUGUGAUCCUGAGAUUUGUGUGUGGAGUGUGUUAAAACUACCGUCUGUGAACACGUUCGGUGCUUUGAAGAAGAAGGUAAAGUCCAGUGGGAAAGAAUGGAUGCAAGGAUUCCUGGACGCCAAAGGUCUGACGCACUGCUGGACUGUGUGGACACCCUUGGAAGUAAACGGGUAA